UACUUACCGCGGCGCCAGAGUCGUGUUGAUCACAAUGAGAUGCGAGGAGAACGAACAAACUAUGACCACGUCCUCCAAAUUCAACGAACUCGCUCAGCCGAAGCCGCCAAAAUCUGAGCCCCUGGCCAGCAAAAUCCUGAACUUAGCUGACAGACCUUUCGUGCAAAUGCAUGAACAAAUCCAGUUGCUGCAUUGGCCGGACAAAUGGAUUGCUCCAUUAAUGAAAUGAAAUUUCAAGGGUGGAACCACUUGGGUGGCUCUCAUGGCAUGUUCCAGGAUCAUUGGAAGCCUCUGUGAAAUGGAUCCACACUCACGCAAUCCCGUUUUUUUGGGCGGCAUCAAGCCAAUCUCGCCGCUCGCAAACGAAAAAACCCGAGGCUCUCCUGGGUUUCGGCAUUGCAUCCAAGGUAGAGAGAGUCCUAAGCUCGCCUGCUUGGGUGGACGCGAGAUUGGAUGUGGUUGCAGGAAGGGUGCAUGCACGGAGCCUUGAGGUAUUGUCGGUCAAGUCUAAACCAUUGGAGUCGAUGAAGUUACCAUUGGUUUUAGGAGAACAAGCAGUGUAGCGUCGAUGUGGAUCAACAGUUCCCAAGGGUACCAAGACUCACAUCCCAACAGGUGGUUGUCCCAAAUUGGUCAAUGAACCAGUGAUCGAGCAAAAUCGCUUGGACCACCAUGCCUGUGGACGAGUGGAUCUACUAUGGCCGGACCUUGAAGUUGGCGAUUUUAUUGAACUUGGUGACAGUGCUGGUGAUCAUUUUGGCCUUUAGUACGCCAUAUUGGUUGGCAUCCACCCCUGAUGACUUACUGCCUGAUCCCACCUUCACCAAUCUGGGCUUGUGGGAGGUGUGCCUGAAUGGUUUUCACGACCAACGCCAUCAAUACGAAGUCAAAUUCUAUGGCUGCAAGCAUAUCUUAUUAGAAGAAUAUGACAUUAUACGCAAUGAGCUCCAACCAGGUUUCAUGGUGGUCACACAAGUGUUUUACACCUUCAGUUUUUGUGGCAUGCUCAUUGCUCUCCUGUUUAUUCUCAUGUUUAUGUUGUGCAUUAAUGAUUACUACAGAGUGAGUGUCCUUCGAUGGCUGGCCAUAGACCUUGUUGUAUCAGGUGGUUUGGGUGCCAUUGCCGUGAUUGUGUUCGGUGCCAAUGGAGAUGGUCGGGACUAUAUGCCGGAAUGGGAGCACAACCAAUUAGGUUGGUCCUACGGUCUGGCUGCUCUGGGUGUGAUUCUCCAAUGGAUAAAUGGUGUGCUCUUUUGGGUGGAAUCCCGAAUCGUCCGACGACGAGAAAUUUCGUCUGAAAAGCAACAGUUCCCCAUGGAGAGGAAUGUCUAAAAGAUAGACUCCUCUUCCAAACUCCUUGCGAUCUCACUCAAUGACAAUGUGUCUUGGCCAAUUGGCAAUGUCAAUGUGUUUGUUUUGUGCUAUUCGAUGUUCUCGAUUGCUUCCCGUGAAGACCUCGCAGGCUAUCUAUUUACUUUGGUCUGACGAAUCUUCUUUGAAUUGCAGAACAAUCAAUUUGAAUGACAGUAUGAAUGCUAUUAAUAGUAUGAUUGCAUCCCUGUAUGCUACAGACGAUGCUCAUCCUAACCUGAAUUAACACAUAUCAUAACCUCUGAACCAAUGCCUUACUACUGCUUUUUUCUACUACCAAUUGAUUUCCCACAAUUCAUGAUCCUUUCAUCCCUGCCCUCUCCUCAGAACCUUCGGAAAAUAUGCACCCAGUGAAUAAUUGAUAAUUGAUAUACAUGCACCUAUGUCUUGAGGGCAAAUUCUCGAAUGGAAUAAAUGUUCGAAAUGAA
Messenger RNA from Tigriopus californicus, 1799 nucleotides. RefSeq lists its product as uncharacterized. NCBI's taxonomy places the organism in Eukaryota, Metazoa, Arthropoda, Copepoda, Harpacticoida, Harpacticidae. The record is from RefSeq and is a predicted model, not a curated record. Gene Ontology annotation, cellular component: septate junction; membrane. Bases 673 to 1332 code for a protein of 219 amino acids. Gene Ontology annotation, biological process: septate junction assembly; regulation of tube size, open tracheal system. The transcript is spliced from 4 exons.